AGGCCUGAGAGGAGUUGCGCGUGCGCAGACAAGUUACAACGUCAGAGCACAACUGUAGUCUUCAAAUGCCGACACUCUGGUGAGAACGUUCUGAAGCCAGAAAGAAUUUUGCCGCUUACAAGGAAACGGAGCCUUGAGAGACGAGAUUUCCCAAGCCCCGAGGAAAAAACAUUCCCAGGUCCUGAUCAGCUCUUCCCAGUCUCAGAGAAGCCAUGGGAGCCUGCCACAUCCAGUACGCCCUGCUCCUCUCUCUGCUGGGCUUCGUCCCCUGCUCAGAUUCUCUGACCUGUCAGAUGGGAUCCAUUAUGCACCUCGGCAGUGGUCUCACUAAGACAGCAGUUGAAUGGAGAGAACAAAACACCAUGAUGACUAUUCGUGAACAGAGUUGUCAGGAGAUUCUUGUUCUUAUAGAUGUAGGCAAAAAAUCUGUCUUAUUGGGAAGCAAAGGUACCAGCACAGAGAAUCAUAGGAAUGUAAGAAAUAUCACGGUGUUCGCCCCUGGACCGGGAAUAAUGGCCAUCGCUUUUUACCACGUAUGUGACUCUGAACUGUGCAACAGUUCAAAUAGCAGCAGAGUCCUACUUGACUCGAUCCCUCGUGUAGCCCCUCCUGUGCCAGGAAGGAGCCAGUGUCCUGUCCGCUUGCAUUUUAAGGAUUCUGCCAACCGCAAGUCCAACCUUGUCUUCUGCCCUAGAGGCACUCGUUGUUACAGUAGUGAAUUGGCCUUCUAUGGAGGUGGCCUCAAUGUAGUCUUUAGCAUUUCUGGAUGUCUGGUCUAUCCUCAAAAACGCUUAUUGAAAAAUCAAAGUUCAAUUGGAACAGUCUCCAUAACAGAAACCCGUUUUCCGUCCAACAGUGGUGAUCCAUUCUCACAUGGACUUGUCCCAAGUAUGCUCCUGGCCUGGAUGUUAGGGCUCAGGUCUCUUCUCAGCCCUUCGUUUACAGCAAUCUGAUCUUUCUGCUGAACCCAUUUCCUGGCCAUUCUUAAUCCCUCUUGACCACCCAUACCCAGCCCUCCUGUGACUUCAUAACCUAAAGACCUGAGAUGGGGCACUGUCGUUCUGUGUCACGCCCACCUCGGCCGGCAAGGAAGACGCAACACCGUCGGAUUCUUCUCAACAGCCUUUAUUGCAGGACCACCUCAUUGCUGAUACAGGGACCUCGAGCGGCAAAAACACUCGCCUUAUAUACACAACAGGCUGUGGCUAUGCUAAUUGUCCUUCAGGGAUUGGUGGAGCACGAAUCACCCCACUAUCACCCCCGCUAUUUGUCCUCCAGGGAUUGGCGGAGAAUGAAUCACCUCACUAGCAUGGUACCGCCAGGUGCAAAACCCGCGCAUGCGCAGUACCGCUGUUCACCACAGGAGGGCGCCCUACAGUUCUGCGAUGCCUGAAGCCCUCAUCCCUCACCCACACACCCCUUCCUCCUCAUGUUUAGGUAUAGGAGCCGCUGAACUCACCCUGCUACAGAGCAGACGAUCACACAUGGACCACACAUGUGGAAAAAUAAAGUUGCUGUUGUUUCUCCAAA
This is a messenger RNA of Rattus norvegicus (Norway rat), 1530 nucleotides long. RefSeq names its product CD177 molecule like 1 (gene Cd177l1). The record is from RefSeq and is a predicted model, not a curated record. Lineage: Eukaryota; Metazoa; Chordata; Mammalia; Rodentia; Muridae.